AUGGACUCAGCAACUCUGGAGACUGUACGGACAGUUGUUCCAUUACUCCCUCUCAUCGUCCGCCAGGGCCUAGCACACCUCCUCAACCUUUCCGACUCAUCCAAAUACCUCGACCUGCGAAGCGCCAUCAUCAUCGCCUGUCUUCGCGUUAUUCUCACCCCAAAAGCUCCCCGUAGUAUCUCAUCUGUCCAACGACUUACACUCCGUGACUCUGGUGUAAAGGGGCACAUCUGGGUUAGCAAAUAUGCCAGUCCACAACCCCCAGAGACAUCAGUCCGCGAUGCCCUCAUCAGUACACUCGAACACCUCGGAGGCUCCACCUGCCGAGUCCCCGUUCCCGAUCUCGUUGAUGUCGAGGCCGAGUGGACCGGUUACCGGAGCGGUGUAGCCCGUGGCGCUCCGUUGCCUGACGUGUCGGAGCGGGAGAGGUAUCACGGCAUGAUGCAAGAGUGCAAGAAGCCAACAACAGUCUUGUACUUGCACGGCGGUGCUUACUAUCUCUGUGACCCAGCAACACAUCGUCCUACGACGAAAAAGCUGGCGCAGUUGACGGGGGGUCGGUGUUACUCCGUGCGCUAUCGACUUGCGCCGCAGCAUCCAUUCCCUGCGGCGUUGCUUGACGCUUUUGUGUCUUACUUGACGCUUCUAUAUCCGCCUCCCGAUGCUUAUCAUGAUCCUGUGCAACCGGAGCAUAUUGUGAUUGCUGGUGACAGCGCUGGCGGCAAUCUUUCACUGUCGUUACUCCAACUCAUCCUCGAGCUCCGCAGACAAGACUCUCCAAUUCUGUGGCACGGCGAGCUGCGUCAGGUUCCCAUGCCAGCUGGCGUAGCACUCAACUCUCCGUGGCUUGACAUUACACAAAGCUCUCCAACAUGGGAGAUGUCAACACCAACGCCAUGUGAUUAUCUUCCCAAGCCGGAGGCCAUCAAGAAGCGCACAGUCCCUCCGUGUGAGGCCUGGCCAGCUAACCCACCACGACGCAACAUGUACGUCGCCGACGACCUCGCUGCUCACCCUCUUGCAUCUCUCGUCAUGGCACGCAGCUGGAAAGGGGCGCCGCCUAUCUACCUUUGCACGGGAUGGGAGAUCCUCGCAUAUGAGGACAAGUUUCUUGCUCGCAAACUCGAGGCUGAUGGUGUGCGAGUGGUGUUCGAGGAGUACGAAGGCAUGCCGCACUGCUUUGCUAUGAUGCUGCGUAACGCUCCUGCAACGCCACGGUGCUACAACGGCUGGGCAUCAUUCAUACGUGCCGCAGUGGAAGACCCCGACAAUAUUGAGUCGAGUGCUGUCAUGAUAAGGGCAAAAACAUGCGAAGAGGUGCCAUUGAGGUUUGACCAGUUGAGUGAUGUUUCAGAAGAGCAUAUUCAACAAAGGGUGCUUCAGAAGACAGGGCUAGAAGAUCGGAUUAUAGAAACACCAGUAGCUAAGCUGUAA
This is a messenger RNA of Fusarium proliferatum ET1, 1434 nucleotides long. RefSeq lists its product as uncharacterized. The transcript is spliced from 2 exons. The coding region runs from base 1 to 1434 and encodes 477 amino acids. Gene Ontology annotation, molecular function: hydrolase activity. NCBI's taxonomy places the organism in Eukaryota, Fungi, Ascomycota, Sordariomycetes, Hypocreales, Nectriaceae. The record is from RefSeq and is a predicted model, not a curated record.